This is a messenger RNA of Pocillopora meandrina, 2511 nucleotides long. The record is from the annotation of a GenBank genome assembly. NCBI's taxonomy places the organism in Eukaryota, Metazoa, Cnidaria, Anthozoa, Scleractinia, Pocilloporidae.
AUGAAUGGCGAGGAAAUAGACUUUAAGGUGGAAGCGGAGAUGGUGAUAGCUGACAUAGGAUUCGCAGUAGAAGAGAUGAGUAUCUCCAACAAAUUACCCUCUUCCCGCGAAUAUGUUUACUUGAAUAUUUUAACUAAAGAGCACAGAAGUAUUUGCGUCGAACUAAGUGUAUUAGGAUUUCGGGUGAGUACUUUCAUCGUUUACCUGGUUUGCAUUACCUGAGGUUGAUAUUGGAAUUUGUGGUAAUUGUAGUGAAUAACUAAGAUUAACCAAGUGCGACCAGCCGAGACGUUGGAAUCACUCGCGAUCGGGGAAUAAUGUAAUGAGUGAACAUACCGAAGCUUCCAUGGUGUUGCCAGGGAUUUUCCUAGGUCAUGAAAGAUGAUUACUGAGAAAAUAAUCAGAUUAUCAAAUUCAGCGGCGUUUAGGGUCGUUUUAACGACCUCUGGUUUAUUUAGUUUUAUUAUUAAUGACAAUAACUUCAAAAGUUGUCAUGUUUCUUCUUUAUUUUGAAAAACAAAAUUAAAACCGAGUCUCAAGAAACUGUAAAAAAAAAUCAAACCACUUUAUCGUUAUAAAGUGAUUUUCCACAUUUAAAAAUCUAGCAGAUAGUUCCUAAAUUCAGGAGUGCGUUAAGUUUUUCAUUUCGAAUUGUCAUACGUAUUUCAUCUUCUUCAGGCUGGUAAUGAAGUUAAUUCCUUACAGUGUUGUAAAAUAAACUAUUAAUGUCAAUAGACUGAAAACAAGCGAUGCACCCAGCUGAAAGAGCAAAAAAGUUUCUUGAUAAAGGCAAAGAAAAGGUUAUAAUAACAAUUAAUGUUAUCUAGGAAUGCGUUCGUGAAAAAAUAACUCCUGACUAACAAAAAUUUGAAGAGAGCUUCCUCUCCUGGGAGGGCUCUACAAUAACAUGUAUUAUUUAUUGAAUUUUGUUUGAAACACAGUCCCAAAUUUGCAUGUUAGAAAAGAAAAGAAAAAAGAUGGUCAAUUGCAGUGUUGAAAUUUUUUUUCCACAAAUAUGUUUAUUCCCCAGAAAACACUCAUACCCCUUUCAUAGGUGUUCCAGAAAUUUUAGGGUUUUAGGCAGUAUACAUACUUAAGAUCAUUUCCAAUGACCCUCCACAAUUAAAUCCAAGAGUUAAAACAGGUGCAAUGUUUAUAAAGUUUUAGUUAAAUGACAAUAUGUUUUGAAGUUUAUUUUUGGUAGUUUUAUUCAGUUCAGUGACCAUCUAAACAAAUCAUUUUAUUGUUGGAGGUGAACAAUCCUCGUCCAAAUGCAAAGCCAUCCAAACAUUCUUGUUGUUCUCAUCAUUACAGUAAGGAAAACUUUUUCUUACUUAUAUCAUUUGAAAAACUUAAGAAUGGAUUUAAUGCAAAAUUUAAAUCAAUGACAAAGCUUACCUGUGAUGGAUCUCCCUUUAAUUUAUAAUCCCAAAAUAAAAAGUAUUCAAACAAAAAAAAACAAAAAAAAUAGGAGUCUCAUUUUCAGAGCAAAUGCAGAGCAAGAUAUUAUAUAUUCUUAUUUCAUCUCUGCACACACAGUACAGUUGAAAGGUAAAGAGGAGAGGUUUAUUUUUUACCAUUUUCAGGAAAACAUGAUUUUAAGUCUCCCAGUUGACUGUGAUAAACAUGAUUGUUAUUAAUCUCCAACCAUCUUUUGUGAACUCUUCUUUAACUCUUUUCAUCCUAACAUCAGUAUGCAUAUUCUCCAUUUAACAAAUAGAUUCCAAGUUGCUGUGCGUCUUCAGUAAUAGAUCACAGAUGACGUCAAAAUGUGGUAAGAACAAACAAGUGGCACAUGAGGCGCAGCCGAGUGUGUCACUGAUGUUCUUACCACAUUUUGACGUCCUCUGUGAUCUAUUACUGAACAGACGCAUGGCAACUUGGAAUCUAUUUGUUUUAUAUAAUAAAUAAUUUUAAAAAUUUUUAAUGAUGACGUUAUCUAUACGUCUGUCCUCCAAAAGAUCAUAAGUGAGGACCAAUCAGAAUGCGUGCAUAACUGAGCUCAUUAUAUAAAAUGUUCUAAAUAUAUUUCUUAGGGCGCUAACAAGGAGAACUUGUUUAACAGUCAAGAGAUUCUUUAGUUGAGGAUUAAUUUGUGUUCUUUUCUUUUUAUCCUUUAUUUUUACGAUCUUAAUGAGUGAUUCAGGGUUCGUAUUGUAAAGUGAAAUUGAUGCUUGUCACUCUUAGGGUUCAUUGGGUAAAACAUCAAUUUUUUAUCUUCUUUCACUGUGAUUGUGGCAUUUUCUUUUUGCUUCUUUUUGUCAUACAUUUCUGUUGUUUCUAUUUCAAUUUGCUUUAUUUCAGAUCGUUGGCGAAAAAUUUGACGACAAUCAAGAAAACAGUAAUUCCAAAUACUAUGAAACAAUCUAUGCCUUAUUAGACUCCACAAGUCCAGGAUAUACAAAGUCAUUUGGUGAAGCAUUGGUCAGGAAGCUGUCAUCACUACAAAGUCCUACUAGUGAAGAUUUAGAAAUACCUGAUGAGUGUGCUGAUGAAGCUGCAUGUUCAUAA